UCGAUUCUAGCGCGUGAAAGUAACCGUCGGCUUCGCGUGAGCGUUCUACCAGCAACUGCUUUUUCGUUUAAAAUAAUCUAUUAUUAUUUAUAACAAUUGACAUGGAAUCAGCAAUUGGGCAUCUUGAACAAAGUGUUCAAAAGGCGGACGGAAAAUUAGAUAUGAUUGCUUGGCAAAUUGACGCUUUUGAAAAAGAAUUUGAAGAUCCAGAGAAUGAGAUUUCUGUGAUUCGUCUGUUACGGUCUGUUCAUCAAGUUACAAAAGAUUAUCAAACUCUUCGUGAAGAAAUAUUGGAGGUUCAACAAUUACAAAAGCAACUUUCAGAAUCUCUCAAAGCGCAAUUAAUUCAGGUGCAUGGUCAUUUUAAUUUGCUGCGUAAUAAAAUAGUAGGACAGAACAAAAAUCCACAGUUAAAAUAAAACCAGAAUGCUUCAUAAUUUUUUUUAUGUAUCAUUAAUUUAUUUUUGUAGUUCUUAAAAUAUUUUGCAAUCAGUAAUGAUUUGCA
This is a messenger RNA of Megachile rotundata (alfalfa leafcutting bee), 505 nucleotides long. RefSeq lists its product as uncharacterized. Lineage: Eukaryota; Metazoa; Arthropoda; Insecta; Hymenoptera; Megachilidae. The record is from RefSeq and is a predicted model, not a curated record.